AUGCUUAUUCCAAAGAAGAAAUAUUUUUCAUUGCAGAAGAACCUGACAAAGCAGCUUCGCUUCUAAUUUACAAAUUACAAAGACCCUUAAAACCAACAAUGUAUGCGAGGAGUAAUACCGGCAGCUCACAUGGAGAUUUCCCUGACAGAAAUGGAGUGAAUUAUGUGUCAUCGACAGAGUCUUUCGGCCAUUGCUCUCAAUUGUUCUGGAAAAAGGAUCCACACGACUCGAGUUCGACCAUCAACUGGUGUGAUCAGCUCCCUUCGUCGUCAACUGCGCUCUCAAGCUCAAGUCUCUCUUCAGCCUCCCUCUCGGGUUCCAGUCUGUCCUUAGAAUCGAGAGCACCAGUACCAGCAACAUCUGCAUCAGAUGACAUGGAUUCAGAUGAGAGGCCAUAUGUCUGUGACUUGUGCAGCUGUGCCUAUAAGCAUGCCAGCUCCUUGCUCAAUCACAAGCUCACUCAUAAGACUGGAGACUUCAGAUGUGACUUUUGCAGCAAGCCUUACACGAACUACAUGUCUCUGCGUAACCACAUGCGAAUCCAUGGUCAGAAACGCUACAUGUGCGAUCGCUGUGGAAAAGCCUUUCGUUUGGCGCGGUAUCUUCGCAAUCACCAGAGGAUCCAUGAUGAUGGGCCAAACCGUUUUGACUGUCCCUCCUGUUCCAAGAGUUACAGGACAAUGCUGGAGCUGGCUCAACACCGCUGUAGUGCUGCAACAUCUAGCCAGUCUAGCAAUCGUCGUGCAAAUUUCUCUGCCACUCCUCGGCGUCAGCAGCGGCAACAUCAGCAGAACAAUGGCGCUCCCAUAAUGCAAUCGCAGCACGUAGGACUGAAUCAACAGGAACCUCUACCCUCCCACUGCGUUUCUCCUAUAUCCCAGGGAGGUGGCGUGGGCAACCAGUCUGUCCCUGACCCCCACCAGGGCCGGUCUAGCACUGUGUCGUCCCAGAGCAGCCAGCCAAAUAUGAGGAGCUCAACCUCCUCUAAACACAUCUCCUCUUCCAGCACUACAGCAACAUCCUCCUACUCUCUUCUCCAGCCACUGGUGCCUGAGGUAAAGGAGAUGAACUUGGGAUACACUAGGCUGAGCGCCAAUCUCAUGCCGAAGCACCAGGACACUUUCUCGCUGACCCAGCAGCGGCCCCUCACUUCCAUCAACCCCAUUGGCCACUCCCUCCAUCCAAACGGAACAACAACAACACUCAAGCCUUCGCCCGUGCCACGUACCAUCCAGUCUAUGCCCUGGGAGCAGCGCUCACUCUACAAUCAAUAAAAUUUUGGGAACUAGCGUCACACCUCAUUGCUCAUUCGAAACAACCCUCACUCUCCUUCUACGUUCCGACUCCAGGAUUGAAGAUUAAGGACGUCAUACAGCCGUUUGGAUGCCAGAAUGAGCUCCUUUUGGAACAUGCGUUUAGGUAUGGAAAAACUGAAACCCUUCAUUCUGAACUAGUUGAGAUAAUCACCGAGUAGUUAGGAUUCCCCUUCUAAUUCCCCCGUCAUCUACUGGCCAUACAUCAAUAUGUCUGUCAUUUAAUUCAAACUGAACCUCGUCUCCUUAUUUCCCCAUGGAUGCUUGCUUACCCCAGUUGUAUUACUAAAUGAGUUUUCAUGGAAAUAUUCCUUUUCAAGUCCAAUCUAAUUUCAAUACCAAGCAGGUUAACAAGUAGUUUGCCAUUUGACUUCCCGCAAUUGGAAAAAAUGUGACUAAAUCCUCUUUUCACUCCACAUAACCUGAUGCCACAAUGUAUAUUCUGCAUAUCAAGACUCCUUAAUGAAGUACAUAUUCCCUUUACCCUUCCCCAUGGAUAAAUAAUGAGAAAGAACUACUGGUUCAAAUAUACCUUCCAGGCCAAUAGUUAAUCAAAUGGUAAAUUUAUUUCAAGAUGCCCACAUUAUAAUAACGUGUAUGGUUCGUACCUGUAACCCAAAAGAGGGGUUUUACCUUUAAUUUAAUAGCACUGUAAGACAACUUUAUACUUGUUUCACUUCUAUAUUAAAUUUUGUACUUUUCCAGCCCCUCAACAAAACUAGUAUGUUGUUGUGACUGUGCACUUCAGCUGGUUUGUGUCCACUUUACAAUUGCAUUUGGAAAUAAAUACUUUGUCUGUAGCUCAGGACCCACACACUGCCCCAAAAAAGUUAUUACUUUUAGAAAAAGUUUCAUUUAGCAGCUACAGUGGUAUGACAAAGAAUGCGAACCUUUUGGAAUUUCUCACAUUUCUGCAUAAAAUCACCUUCAAAUAUGAUCUUAUCUUUGUCAAAAUCACACAGAUGAAAAUAAAGUGUCUGCUUUAACUAAAACCACCCAAAAAUUUAUAGGUUUUCAUAUUUCAAUGAGGAUCGCAUGCAAACAAUGACAGAAGGGGGAAAAAUAAGUAAGUGAAUCCUCUGCCUAAGGAGACUUGAAGAGCAAUUGAAACCAAUUUUUACCAAACAUAACUUCGGGUGUGUGCCCAAUCACUAAUGAGUGGUUUAAAGCUGCCCUGCCCACCAUAAAACACACAUCUGGUAAGAAUUUUCUUGAUGAGAAGCAUUGUCUGAUGUGCAUCAUGGCUCAAUCAAAAGAGCUGUCUGAGGACCUGCGAUCAAGGAUUGUUGAUUUACAUAAAGCUGGGAAAGGAUACAAAAUCAUCUCUAAAAGUCUGGAUGUUCAUCAAUCCACAGUCAGAGAAGUUGUCUACAAAUCGAGAGAGUUUUGUCACUGAUGAUUCUCUCCCAAGGACUGGCCAUCCACUAAAUAUGACGCCAAGAGUUCAGCGCAGAAUGCUCAGAGGUAAAAAAGAACCCUAGAGUGUCUGCUGAAGACUUACAGAAAUCACUGGCACAAUCCAAUAUCUCUGUGCACACAUCAACAUAUGUAAAACUAUGGCCAAGAAUGGUGUUCAUGGGAAGACUCCACAGAGGAAGCCACUGUUGUCCAAAAAAAAAAAAAACAUUGUUGCUCAUUUAAUGUUCGCAAAAAAGGCACUUGGACACUCCACAGAAGUUUUUGCAAAAUAUUUUGUGGACUGAUGAAACCAAAGUAGAAUUGUUUGGGAGUCACACACAAUGUCGUGUCUGCAGAAAAAAUGGAACAGCUCACCAACAUCAACACGUCAUCCCCAUCGUGAAGCUUGGUGGAGGGAGCAUCAUGAUUUGGGGCUGUUUUGCUGACUCAGGGCCUGGACAACAUACAUUCAUUAAUGGAAGAAUGAAUUCAAAAGUUUAUCCGGAUUUUUUUGCAGGAAAACCUGAGGCCAUCUCUUAGACAGUUGUUGCAGAAUCCAUUCUCUUUUUAGCUUCAAGACAAUGAACACAGAAGUAACUCAACUUCAGAAUGUUUUCAGAAGAACAAAAUACACGUUCUGGAGUGGCCAAGUCAAAGUCCAGAUUUGAGAUGCUUUGGCAUGACCUAAAGACAGAUAUUUAUGCCAGACAUCCCAAGAAUCUGACUGAACUACAACAGUUUUGUAGAGAAGAAUGGGCCAAGAUUAGCCCUGAUCGAUGUGCCAGACUGAUCUGCAGCUACAGGAAGCGUGUGGUUGAAGUUAUUGCUGCCAAAGGGGGGCACAAAAUAUUAAAUGUGAUGGUUCACUUACUUAUUCCC
This is a messenger RNA of Corythoichthys intestinalis (scribbled pipefish), 3590 nucleotides long. RefSeq names its product zinc finger E-box-binding homeobox 1-like. Gene Ontology annotation, molecular function: RNA polymerase II cis-regulatory region sequence-specific DNA binding; DNA-binding transcription factor activity, RNA polymerase II-specific. The transcript has 6 exons. Lineage: Eukaryota; Metazoa; Chordata; Actinopteri; Syngnathiformes; Syngnathidae. The record is from RefSeq and is a predicted model, not a curated record. Bases 99 to 1274 code for a protein of 391 amino acids.